This is a messenger RNA of Carassius gibelio (silver crucian carp), 2615 nucleotides long. Its product is annotated as serine protease HTRA3. Gene Ontology annotation, biological process: proteolysis. The transcript is spliced from 9 exons. Gene Ontology annotation, molecular function: protein binding; serine-type endopeptidase activity. Lineage: Eukaryota; Metazoa; Chordata; Actinopteri; Cypriniformes; Cyprinidae. Gene Ontology annotation, cellular component: extracellular region. The record is from RefSeq and is a predicted model, not a curated record. Bases 347 to 1750 code for a protein of 467 amino acids.
GAAGAGAAAAGCAGACUUCACUCGAGUAUGUUGAGAUGGUCUGCACAUGAAACUUCACCAUACAUUGAGGAGCUUUACAUAGGCUACAUUGUUUUAAUAAGUUGCACGAGAAAUCAUCAGCAUUUGCGCGCUUCAAUAGAUCAGAUUGGCUUAGAUAAUCAACAUUCGCCUACUGUUCCUGGAAGAACUUAUUCACACUGGUCUUUCAUCCGAGCCUGCAAGGAACGCACAUAUUUUAUAUGAAAGGAGAUUUUGCAUUGGAAAUCUCAUGCGUAAUGGUGAUCUCCAGAGGACACUGAUUAUCCAAGAACUGUGUGUGAAUACGUUUUCAUUUUAAACCAAAAAAAUGCAGGUCAUUCUGUUUGUCUCGGUCGUUUUUCUUUCCAUCAAAGAUGCUUUGGCGGAAACUAAACACAAGUGUCCGGAGCGCUGUGAUGUAAGUAAGUGUCCGAGCCCGAGCUGCCCGAGCGGGUAUGUGCCGGACCGCUGUAACUGCUGUCUGGUGUGCGCGCACGGAGAGGGCGAGCCGUGCGGCCGCAAGGACGAUCUUCCCUGCGGGGACGGCCUGGAAUGCAAGCACCCGUCUGGAAGAAGACUGCCCAAAGGCGUGUGUCAGUGCAGGUACAGCAGUAAAGUGUGCGGCAGUGACGGGAACACGUACGGUAACAUCUGCCAGCUGAAGGCCGUGAGCAGGAAAGCGCUGCAGCAGGGUCUGCCCGCGGUCACCAACAUGCACAAGGGACCCUGUGAAAGCAAUCAAGGUCCCACACACCCCAGCAGCCCAAGGUACAAAUUUAACUUCAUUGCUGACGUGGUGGAGAAGAUCGCCCCUGCUGUGGUGCACAUUGAGCUGUUCCUAAACCACCCCCUCUUUGGCCGGACGGUCCCGCUAUCAAGUGGUUCAGGUUUUUUAAUGUCAGAGACCGGGCUGAUCGUGACUAAUGCCCAUGUGGUGUCCAGCACCACACCUGUUUCGGGUCAUCAGCGACUCAAAGUACAGAUGCGUGAAGGGGAUGUGUAUGAGGCCACUAUCAAAGACAUUGACAAGAAAUCUGACAUUGCCACUAUCAAAAUCAACUCGCAGAAAAAGUUGCCCGUUUUAUUGCUGGGUCACUCGGCAGACCUGCGCCCGGGUGAGUUUGUGGUUGCUAUCGGCAGCCCGUUUUCCCUGCAGAACACAGUGACGACAGGAAUAGUCAGCACUGCACAGAGAGAUGGGAAAGAACUGGGUCUUCGUGAUUCAGACAUGGACUACAUCCAGACUGACGCCAUCAUCAAUUAUGGGAACUCAGGUGGACCACUCGUUAAUUUGGACGGAGAGGUAAUAGGAAUCAACACCCUGAAAGUAGCUGCAGGAAUCUCCUUUGCCAUUCCUUCAGACAGGAUUACUCGCUUCUUAAAUGAUUCAUUGGGAAAGCAAAACAAAGAGACAAGAGCAGUUAAGACGCGUUUCAUUGGAAUCCGAAUGUUCACCAUCACAGAAGCACUCGUCGAAGAGCUGAGGCAGCAGAAUCCCGACUUCCCUGAUGUCGGCAGCGGGAUCUAUGUCCAUGAGGUGGUUCCUCACUCCCCUGCUCAGAAAGGGGGCAUCAGAGAUGGUGACAUCAUCGUUAAGUUAAAUGGAGAGCCUCUGAUGAGCUCCAGCGACCUGAAGGAAGCGCUCAACCAAGACACGACUCUGCUGCUGGAGGUGCGCAGAGGCAACGACGACCUGCUCUUCAACAUAGAGCCUGACAUCAUCAUGCAGUGAUACCAUCAAACUUUCACUGAAGAUGUUGAUUUUAUCAUGGCAAAAGGGAUGUCUUAGAGUACAUCCUGCUACAAAACAGGGACCUCUUUUACAAGCUGAGAGGAAUCUAACCUUGAGCUUUUGCAGUCUCGGUUAUGUCAAGUCUGCCAAAGGGAUUUUAUAUAAAAGGCAUUUUAUAACAGCACAAUCUCUUCGAAGCAGGUCUGAAGCAGAUAAUGAUUUAUUUCAUUGCAAAUAUGAAAAUUAUCAGUACUGUAUUUUGUAGAAAAAGACAAAAGCUGGUGAUAUUUUAUACUCAGUCCACAAUGAGUUUACAAUGAAAUGUAAAUGGUAAAACCUUAUAUAUAUUUUACAAAUACACAGAACCACCUCAUAAAUAACAACAAUAAUAAUACUGAGGAACACACACAUAUAUAUACUGUAUGUAUGUAUGUAUGUAUGUACUGUAUAUGGAUUCUCUUCUUUAUAAAUCUCUCAACAUUCAUUGCUGAAACUUAAUUGUGGCACCAGUGGCAAGAAUCAAUUGCUGUGCAAGGAUUUUAUAUAUAUAUACAUAUAUAUACAUAUAUACAUAUAUAUUUUAUAAUGUGUGCAGAAUGACUGUCAUGAAGAAUUAAAUUUUUAUGGUCAUCUUGUUCAAUGAAAUGUGUGCUUUUUAUGUGCAGAAAUCAGAGUGAGACAUCUUCUGUUCAUGUAAUCUGUUUAUCAGUCUGUAUAUGCUCAAGUUCCUGUUUUUCUAAAAUGUCUACAGCACAACAUAUGUCCUGAUUAACAUGUUUUCAAAUAUGCUCAUAUAUUUUUUUGGUUCUCUUCAGCCGGAUCUAUGAAUGUUGAACCUAUGAAAUAAAACCUUCUCAGAAAAGAA